GCACCACAACUUAGCCUCUCCUACUUUAGCAGACCCUGGGAAACUCUCCCUCUCUCAUGUGAGUUUAGCUUUGAAUAAUUAUUUCUGUUUUGUUAUCCAGAGUAUAAUAGAUUAUAAAAUCUAAAUCAUUAGACGAGAGAUCCUGUCUGCGAUCUCGAUCUCCUCAUCUGCCAGUCCAUUCUCUAGAAAAAUAUGGCCUAGAGAAUAUAAGAAAAGAUGUUCUCAAAUUUAUUUCAUUAAUUAGAAAACGCAUUUUCAUUUUCAUUUUCGUCUUCGUUUUCUAAUGCGCCAAUCAUGUUUUGUUUCAUGCGUUUUCCAUCCUUAGAAUCCCAGCUAAGAUUGAUAAGAGAUGCCUGGAGGAAGAAGGCUAUUCAAGAAGUUGCUGACUGUUCCUGAUAUUAGGAAAAGGCUGGCGAUCCCAACACAAAGUCUCACCUUUUUACAGGUGGAUUUCCAUGAACGCCGUACCUUGCAAUUGAAUGUUACUUCUGAGGCGACGGUUUGGCCCAUGGUUUGCUCUACUCGUCAAAACGGCCACAAGAAACCAGUUCUCUCCAAGGGUUGGUUGCCAUUGGUUCGCAAAAAUCAGCUGAAUGUGGGUGAUACACUGACUCUCUACAUGGAGGAAGAUGGGGCGGGAUUCCAGUGCAGGAUUGAGGUGGAGAAAGUGACCAGGCCACUUCCUCCUGUUCAUGGAACCAACACAACUAAGAAGCUGCAACAGCAGGUGACAAAAGCUGUCAUGCCCCUUGAUGAUCAAAACCGGCCAAAUGAGGAUGUUGUUUUUUUUUUGAAUUUAGAUCUAUCCCUGGGGCUCCCUGAUUCCACAGGGAGGCUGAAGGUAACCAAUUAGCUAUGGCUAGCAAGAACUGUACAAUAAGGAGAAAAUGUGUGGAUAAAGAUGUUAAUUUUUU
Molecule: messenger RNA, 914 nt
Organism: Rubroshorea leprosula
Lineage: Eukaryota; Viridiplantae; Streptophyta; Magnoliopsida; Malvales; Dipterocarpaceae
Source: the annotation of a GenBank genome assembly